GGUUGAAGAUUUGAAUAUAGGAGAAACUGUUGACACAUGUUAUCUCCUUGAUUUUGUUGGGCCUAAAGGAUUCACUGUGGAACUAUCUAAGGUAUUUAACAGGGUUAUAGUGUUCGACCACAGUAAAUUGACAAUGUCCAAGGUUCCCUCCAAUGAGGAAUGUCCAGAUAACUUAGAGUUGAAUAUCAAUGUACAUGAGAGUAGUUCCGAAGCUGUUUAUAAUUACUUCUCGAACAAACUAUUGGAUACAAACUGUACUGUCUGUACACUUGUUAGAAAUGAAGAUAAGGACCGUAUUGAAACACUACUUAAGUACAUUGAAGAUGGUGAGCUGAACAAAUGGAACUUACCUGAUACUAGAGCGUUUGAUAUCAGUUUGAAAGUAGAGCGGCGGAAGCUGAAUUGCAUUACUAAUCCAUACAUGUUUGAUCAGGUUUAGUUUCU
Messenger RNA from Papaver somniferum (opium poppy), 444 nucleotides. RefSeq lists its product as uncharacterized. NCBI's taxonomy places the organism in Eukaryota, Viridiplantae, Streptophyta, Magnoliopsida, Ranunculales, Papaveraceae. The annotation marks the transcript as partial. The transcript is spliced from 2 exons. The record is from RefSeq and is a predicted model, not a curated record.